AUGGCCUCCGUCUCCAAGCUCGCCUGCAUCUACUCGGCCCUCAUCCUGCAUGACGAUGAGGUGAUGGUCACAGAGGAUAAGAUCAAUGCCCUCAUUAAAGCAGCUGGUAUAAAUGCUGAACCUUUCUGGGCAGGCUUGUUUGCAAAGGAUCUGGCCAAUGUCAACAUCGGGAGCCUCAUCUGUAAUGUCGGGACUGGUGGACCUGCCCCAGCAGCUGGUGCUGCACCAGCAAGAGGUCCUGCCCUCUUCACCACUGCUGCCCCAGCUAAAAACGAUAAGGAGACAUCCACAGGUGAAAGGUGA
This is a messenger RNA of Globicephala melas (long-finned pilot whale), 303 nucleotides long. Lineage: Eukaryota; Metazoa; Chordata; Mammalia; Artiodactyla; Delphinidae. The record is from RefSeq and is a predicted model, not a curated record.